CAAACGAGUGUUGUGAUGCUAACGAUGUGUCAUCGGAGCUCGGGUGGAAACUGCGCAUAACAGGAGAAAGAAGAGCACCAGACUCGUACUGUUACUUCUGCGGGGGGCAGAUAGAGACACGUCAGUGUGACUGCCCUUGUGAAUUAGCUGUCACCGAGUUAACUCGUGCUAACGGACUCCGGGCUGCGAAGCUGCGUUGGUCGCUCCACCACUGGACUGUUAGCCAGCUGUGCUAACUGGCUGCCUCCCUGUGAGCGGACGGUCCUGACGGGACGAGCAGGGAGACAUGUCCUGCAGCUUGUUGGAGUUCUGUCGGCUCCAGGAGCUCAGAACGGUCCGAGACUUUUUGUUCCACAACCAGAGAGACGAGCCGGUGGAGGAGAAGAAUGAAGCAGAUAAUCAGAUGUCUUGGGAAACGUCUGACUGGGAGUCGUCAUGGGACAAUGGUGACAACCAAGAGGAGGAAACCACCUCCACCACAAAGGUGGAGGAGGAGACCAAGGGGCAGACUGCACCCUGGCUGCAGGACUGUGUAGUCGCCCUGUCGCCCUGCUCUGAUCUGCUAGUGGUCGCCCGUGAACACAAGGCAGUCUUUCUCUCAGCAAAGUGGCGCACAGAUGACAGUGGCAGAGAGGAGAUGACUCUGGGUGUUUCCUGGAGUGGGACCCUCAGUACUGAAGAUGGAGAGUGUGUGAGCAGCUGCAUCUGUAUCCCCCUGGCAAGUCAGAAGAGGAGCUCCACAGGGCGGCCUGACUGGACAUGUGUUGUCGUGGGUUUCACCUCUGGCCAAGUCCGCUUCUACACAGAGAACGGGGUUCUGCUCCUGGCCCAGCUUCUGCACGAGGACCCCGUCCUGAGACUCAAGUGUCGCACAUAUGAGAUCCCUCGUCAUCCUGGAGUAACUGAGCAGCAUGAGGAGUUGAGCAUCCUCUACCCCGUCGCUCUGGUCACCAUCGAUGGCUUCAGCCUCUUUCAGUCUCUGCGUGCCUGCAGGAACCAGGUGGCGAGAGCUGCUGCAGCAGGUAGUGAUGUCAUCCAGCCUCCUCCCCUGGCCUAUAAGAAGUGGGGUCUGAAGGACAUGGACACCAUUGUGGACCACAGUAGUGUGGGCAUCAUGCCGCUGUGUGUGUUUGACCAGAUGAAGAAUGCAUCUAUCCUGGGGGGAUUUACUGCUUCAGUCAAGGGCAACCCACCUGCCAUGAGCCAGUAUGUCACUGUGGGAGGAGGACCAUACACAGGCUUUUAUUAUUCUGUCGAGGGAAGCUCCCAGCCUCUUCUCUCUCAUGUGGCCAUGGCUGUGGCCAGUAAACUCACCUCAGCCCUUUUCAGUGCUGCCAGUGGGUGGCUGGGCUGGAAAAAGAACAAGAAUGAAGACGAUGCUCCUCAGAAACAGAAGCCCAAGGUGGAGCCAGCAACGCCUUUAACAAUCAGAUUUGGUCUCCCAGACUCUCGUCGCCACGGAGAGUCUAUCUGUCUGUCCCCAUGCAACACGCUGGCUGGGGUGACGGACGACUUUGGUCGAGUCUCACUGCUGGACCUGGCCAGGGGCAUCGCCAUCCGCAUGUGGAAAGGUUACCGAGAUGCCCAGCUGGGAUGGCUGCAGGUUCCAGAGGAGCGCAGUGAUCGGGAGUUCUCCCCCCCUACCUCCCUUCCAAGACGGCAUGCUAUGUUCCUCGUGAUCUACGCCCCCCGCAGGGGAAUCCUGGAGGUGUGGGGGAUGCAGCAGGGGCCUCGGGUUGGAGCGUUUACUGUGGGUAAACACUGCAGGCUGCUGUAUGCUGGCUACCGUCUGAUGGGUGUGAACAGUGUGACCAGUCAGGGCUGGCAGCUCCACACACAGCAGGUCUGUCUGCUGGAUCCCGUCACAGGAGCUCUGAGGACUGUGAACAUCCCCUUUCACCUGGCACUUAGUGACAAGAAGAGUGAGCGAGCCAAAGAUAUGCACCUGCUUAAGAGACUGACGGCUUUACUAAAGAGCAGACACGUGGACCCUGAUGUUUUGGAGAGCGAAGGCAAAAGUGUGCUGCUGGAUAUUAAACAUCCUGCGAUUAAAAAGCAGGCUCUAGAGUCUCUGCUGUCAAAUAAGAAUGCUCCUGUCUCCUGUCUCACAAACAUCACAAGCACCUUAUACGACACUCUGAAGAAACAAGACACUGAGGACGUGGAUCCACUGUUACUCCAGCUCUGCUCUUCACAGUUGAAACUGCUGCAGCUUUACAGUGACAUCCAGCAGCUGCACUCUUUUGCAGACACAGAACCCUGCUCUGACAACGAUUCCCUAGAAGGCAUGAAUGAGGAACUGUCCCGUGUUGGUCCCACUCUGCAACGCUACGCCCAGUUCACCUCUAGACCCAGUGUGAGUUUUGCCCAGGACUCCCCUGACUCACCCCUCACUGCUCAAGCCUUUCUCUCCCAGAUGGAGUGCAGCGAGGACGGGCAGUUGAAGGUGAACCGCGGGGCUGAAGCUGAAUGGAAUCAGCUAGGAAACUUUCUGUUCUGGGGUUGUCUGUCUGGAAAAAGUCCAAUACACAAAGUCUGUGACACACUGCAGCAGGCUGGCAUCAGUCCACAGCAGCUACUGGCUUUGCUGCUGAGUGUGUGGUUGCUGAGGGAGAAGGAGGUGCUACAGAAAACAGAGGAAACAGUUAGAAACCUUCACACACUACUCAUCGCCCUCAGCAACAUAAAAGGUGCAGUUGAGGAGUCGUGGGACCCCCAGUCCGUCUCCCCCUGGUGGCAGCAAGUCCGCACCACGUGUAUCCAGUCCCACAAUGCUGCCGCUGCUCUGCUGGCUGCCUUCGUUGCUCACCGCGCUGCCAAGGCUAGCAUCACCAACCACGCUGACACCAAGUUGCAUUCAGAGUGGGAGGCGGUGUCCCUGGAGCUGGAGCAGUGGGUGGUGUGUGUUCGGCAGCUGGAGGACGUGCUCGUGCUGCAGACGCUGCUGUUGGUGCCCCCUCCUCAGGGAGCGGCGGCGGGUGCUGCAUCACAGUGUUCCAUCAAAACGCUGUUGGAGGGAGGCACUGGUGGCAUAGCCGACAGUGUCUCCAAGUGGGUGUUCAGGCAAAACUUGGCUCCUCAGCGGCUGAAGGAAAUUCUCCAGAAGAGAGUAGACAAAGACGCGGAUGACCAACUGGAGCAGAAGGAAAGAGAAGAAGGAAACGAGAAGAAGGAGCAGAGCCAAGAGGACACAGACAGGACAGCAGAGCUGUUGGUGGCGGUGUGGGAGCGGUUCCCACACUCGCUCUCCCCUGACCUGCUCUUCGCCCACUGCUGCUGGGAAUAUGUCGUUCAGUGGAACAAAGACCCAGAGGAGGGUCAAUGCUUGUGCUCGGCUGUGGAACAUUUGAAGUUGAUCUCCAGUCCACACAUCCAACUAGGUAUUUCUACAAUGAUGUGGAGUACUUUCAUUGUCAAACGAUUCUCGGCAGCGGCCUACCUCAUGGAGAAGGUGGGGAAAGCACCCAAAGAUCGUUUAUGUCGAAGGGAUGUGGGGAUGGGAGAUAAAGCCGUGACGUCUUUCCUGGGCUGCUGUGUCCAGCUGCUGCAGAUCCUCAUGGAGGUGACUGGAGAAUUGGUUAAAUAUCACUCCCCUUUGACUUUUAUAAAUUACUAUGCGGACUCGGCGGUGGAGGAGGAGUCCGUUCCCGAGCUGUCGGUGGAGGAGUCGUGGUGCGGAGCGGAGGGCCCCGCCUCCAUAGCCGAGCUGGCCCUGGAGCAGAAAGGCGUCCACUACCCCCUGGUCCAACACCACUGCCUGUUAGCCUCCCUGCUUCACGCUGCCCUGACCUUCAAUCUGAAAGUCAAACCACUCAAUUUGUUUGACAGCAAGGGUAAGAAUGCCUUCUUCAGAGAUCUGACGACAAUCCAGCUGAUGCCCAGUGGAGACAUGGACCCAGGCCUGGUGUCACUACGACAGGAGUUCCUCCUGCGGGUGCUCACUGGCUGGGUGCAGGCAAUAGAUGAUACUUCCAGCUCUGCCUCUGGCACUGGGUGCCCCCCUCUACCAUCCAGUGGCCCUAAAGCUGACUGGUGGCCCUCGCUGUGUCUGGAGCUGGGCUCCCUGCUGCAGGUCAACCCCGACAUCCUGCGGCGGCACCUCGUCUGUGAGCUCUAUAACCAGGGUCUGGACCUCCGGGCAGAGGAGGUGAUGUUAGAAGUGGAGGAUAAAGACGUGCUGGGCUCUCAGCUGUUGGUGCUGACUGGACAGAGACUGAGCUUCAUGCUGCUGCACAGCCAGAGUCAGACGCAGGCUGCUAUGGAGCUUCUGGCCCGCCUUCCCCCCACCCUCUGCACAUGGCUCAAGGCUAUGGACCCCAGUGAGCUGCGCUGCCCCCUGGUCCCUUUGUCCCAGAGCAGUCGGCUGGUCGGUCGUCUCAUUGAAAUCCUGCCCGAGAACCACGCCCAGUACAGCCUGGCCCUGCACCUUCUGGAGGCCGUAGAGGCUCUGACCACUGAGGACUGACCCUAUGGGGGGAGGAAGGGGGGAGACCGACUCCACCACCACAAAUUUACAGAUUGUGGUGAAGCUUACUCACGUGCAGUAUUUAAGAGACUGUCGACACAGGGAAAGAAGAAAUGCGUCCUCAUGUUCUUUGGUCAUUGUCACAGAGGUUUUGUCAUGCAGCUCAUGUUAAUGUGCUUUUAAGUUUUUUAACCCAGAAUUUUUGGGCAUUUAACAUAAAUUAAAUUGAGAACUUGUGUAAUUGAAGUGUUAUUAAGAAUGUCUACAUGUUUGUCACUUUUGCUUCAUUUCACAACAAUGCGACUUAAAAAUCGGUGUCCUUUGGGUCAUAUCAGAGUUCUGUGUGACAUUUCUCCUUCCUUCUUCCCUCUCACAGACAAGAGAUGUAUCAUAAAGAAAUAUGGACCUUUAUUUUUUAUUUAUAAUAUAGAGACAGUACUGUACUAGCUGUGCCUGUACACCGCCUUUUCUGUAGUCCUUACGUCCAGCUGCUCCCACUGGGCUAAUCCAACGCAGAAUAAAGAGGUUUCUAAAACUGCA
Messenger RNA from Hippoglossus stenolepis (Pacific halibut), 5005 nucleotides. RefSeq names its product RAB3 GTPase activating protein subunit 2 (non-catalytic) (gene rab3gap2). Lineage: Eukaryota; Metazoa; Chordata; Actinopteri; Pleuronectiformes; Pleuronectidae. The coding region runs from base 287 to 4465 and encodes 1392 amino acids. The transcript has 35 exons. Gene Ontology annotation, biological process: regulation of GTPase activity. The record is from RefSeq and is a predicted model, not a curated record.